Cimex lectularius (bed bug) is the source of this 1437-nucleotide messenger RNA. RefSeq names its product MICOS complex subunit MIC27-like. Gene Ontology annotation, biological process: cristae formation. Lineage: Eukaryota; Metazoa; Arthropoda; Insecta; Hemiptera; Cimicidae. The coding region runs from base 174 to 1289 and encodes 371 amino acids. The transcript is spliced from 6 exons. Gene Ontology annotation, cellular component: MICOS complex. The record is from RefSeq and is a predicted model, not a curated record.
UAAUUAAAAAAAUCAAAAGAAAAACUAAACUUUGAACACAUGUUAGUCAUACAAAUUCCAUAAAACGGAUAUGUAGAAUUGAGCCGAUAUGUUUCGCCCUCAAGCAAGGAGUCGGGAAAUAGGACAAAUGUACAUUUGAGGAAAGCCGACAGCUUACAAAAACAACAGACACUAUGUCAUCCAACAAAGACGGUUGCUAUCCGGGGAUCCGCGUCCACGAAACUAACGUCCCAGACUGCAGAUUUCCUUUCCUUUGCGCCCCUGUCAAGGAAAAGAAGCGGUCUUGUCGAAAAGGAUGGUUCGGGAGGAAAUGCCCUUUGCCAGACAUCGACAACCAAGAGGUCUCUUGCGUUUACAGACCAUUGUUUAAACUCGGACUGAUUUGGAUUGCGAUCUUGAGGCACCUACUUUUCCCUGUUUCAUGUGGCUCUCCUGUGGUACAUGCCAAAAGUAAGGAUGGAGAAAGUGGUAAAGUCAGAGCAUCUGACCUUCCACUUUAUGCGGAAGAGGAUAAAGUCGUCAAAUGUGCGAACGAUUGUCCGAAGUCAUUAAUCGAAGAGACAAUAUGCUGCUUACGUCAGGAACUUGAAAUCUUAAUCUCUCAAGGGAAAAUAGUCAAAGCCCAAGUUAGUGAUUUUGUCCACACUAGUUCUGCUGUAACUCAGGAUACUAUCAAAUUUCUCCGAAAAGAUGAAAAUUCCGUCCCUAGAUACGGAGCCAUUGCGAUCGGAAGUGCUUCUGGCUACAUCUUAGCACUGAGGAAGGGCAUUUUUAAAAGACUCCUUUACACCACUGCAGGCGGUUCUGCAGUUGCAGCUCUGUGCUACCCAUGUGAAGCGAAACAGUUCGCUGGCGAAGCUGUUGUCCAUGCAAAAAGAUAUUUUGUUAUUGGUUACCAUUUAUUGAAUGGAGAUCAAGUCAAUUAUGAAAAGUUAAACAGAGAUUUAUGUAAUGAGAUCGAGGAGAAACAUUUGGCUCUAGCCGACUGUCACAAAAAGGAAGGGAAAAAAGGAUCUUCUAGUUCGAAAUCUGAUAAUAAAUUCAGCCACGAUAGCCAAUGUGACAAUCAGGAUCCUUCACAACCACCCAGCGAACCUCCACCACCACCACCGCCCAAAGACCAACCUCCACCUCCACCACCAUGUAAUCUACCUCCACCUCCACCAUCCUCUGAUCCUUCAUGUAUUCCUCCGCCUUGUCCCCCGGGAUAUACUUUGUCUACAAAUCCGGUCUCAAGUCCAGAACAACAAUCCGAAAACUGGUGCCCUGUUCAUGGACGUUACGGAUAAAAGAUUUCUUGCUUGAUAAAGAAACUUGUCAAGAGUCAGGAUUGAAAUAAAUGUUCUGUUAGUAUGAAUGAACAAAUGUGAUUGCUCUUUCAGAACACAUACAAAUUUCCGUUUUGUCGAAUUACAAUAAACAUAUAAAGCGAUAAAA